This is a messenger RNA of Empidonax traillii (willow flycatcher), 2966 nucleotides long. It is a transcript of the gene GGH, whose product is annotated as gamma-glutamyl hydrolase. Gene Ontology annotation, cellular component: vacuole. Gene Ontology annotation, biological process: tetrahydrofolylpolyglutamate metabolic process. Bases 62 to 1039 code for a protein of 325 amino acids. The record is from RefSeq and is a predicted model, not a curated record. The transcript is spliced from 9 exons. Gene Ontology annotation, molecular function: gamma-glutamyl-peptidase activity. NCBI's taxonomy places the organism in Eukaryota, Metazoa, Chordata, Aves, Passeriformes, Tyrannidae.
GGGCUGGCCCGGGAGCGCAGCCCGGAGCCGUUUAGUCUGUUUGGCCGUGGGCGACGUGGCCAUGGGGCGCUUCGCAGGGCUCCGGCUCGAUCCGGCCGCCUCCCUCCUCUUGUUCCUGGCCCUGCUGCGCUGCGCCGCCGCCUUCGUGCUGCGGGAGCGCUCGGCGGAGCGCAACGACAAACCCAUCAUCGGGAUAUUGGCACAGGAGUGCCACUUUGGUGAGUUCCAGAGCUUUGGAAGAUCUUAUAUUGCAGCUUCAUAUGUGAAAUUUGUGGAAUCCGCUGGUGCCCGGGCUGUGCCAAUAAGAUUAAAUCUCACAGAUGAAGAAUAUGACAGAAUAUUCCAUUCUAUUAACGGGGUACUUUUUCCAGGAGGUGGUGUGGAUCUUAAGACUUCAGAAUAUGCGAGGGUUGCUAAGAUAUUUUACCACAAGGCGUUAGAGGCUAAUGAUAACGGAGAUUAUUUCCCAGUAUGGGGAACAUGUCUUGGACACGAAGAGCUUACGUAUCUCACAAGUGGCGAAAUUUUACUUGUUAAUACCAAGACAAAUGGUUUCUCGCUCCCUCUGAACUUUACCUCAGCUGCAAAAGACAGUAGAUUGUUCAGGAAUUUCCCUGAUGAUGUAUUACACGCAUUUGCUACUGAGCCACUGACAUCAAACUUUCAUGUAUGGAGCCUCUCCAUGGAGAAUUUCACAAAUAAUGAGAAGCUUCGUAAUUUCUAUAAUGUUCUGACGACUAACACUGAUGAUGAAGUGGAGUUUAUAUCUACCAUGGAAGCAUACAAAUACCCAAUUUAUAGCCUGCAGUGGCAUCCAGAGAAAAAUCCUUUUGAGUGGAAGCAUUCUCCAGGCAUUCCACAUUCCCCAUCCGCUGUAAGAGCAGCAUACUAUAUGGCUGAUUUCUUCGUUAAUGAAGCCCGGAAGAGCCUGCACCAUUUCCCCAGUGAAGAUGAGGAAACAAAAGAAUUGAUUUAUAAUUAUGAUCCAGUUUAUACAGGAACAUUUUCUGCAUUUCAGCAAACCUAUUUUUUUGAUUGAGUACCUUGUCAAAGGUGCAGUGUAUCUUGUCAAAGGUGCAGUGGUGUUAUUUAUAAAUGGAAUUAUUUGCCAGCAUUGUGUAAUUAAGCUGAUAUAUUGACAGAAAGCCAGAACAGUUUUUCUUUACAAUGAUUUAUUCUGCACUGUUGGAACAUUAAUAUAAAAAUUUACACUCAAUACCUUAAUAAUCGUCUUGGAUCACACCUUAAGACAAGCUGCAGAAAAGUGCAUUUUUCUUUCCAGGGAAGAGGACUUGAUUAUGCUUAUAAACUUGGAAGUAAUCACCUUUAGUACAAGGAAAAGCUUUCAUAUAUUUUAAAAUAUGAGAGUUAUCUUUGUAAAAUGUUGUGGACUGUGAUAGCACUAGACACUUAGAUACAUUGCUUAGUAAAAUCCUGUCCUUUUCAAAUGAUUUAACAAAUGAGACUCUUGAAAUUGUCGUACAUAAGUGUAUGCAACCAAUUUCUUGCCAGGGAUCUUUUGUCAUUUCAAAAAUUGGACAAAAUAGUAAGGAGGCAUGAUAGCAAAAAGAUGUUUUUGCCUAAGAAGCACGUUAUAUCCGAUUUGUGAAACUGUUUCUCCUGUACAUUCAGCAUUGUUUGAGUCCUUGUAUCUUGUAAAGCCUUCUUAAAUAUAAGGAUGCAGUGUAAAGUCGGCAUUGCAAACAUCGAAUAAAAUUAGUAAGUUUGGAGGUCACAGUUAAGUGCUGAUUCUACCUUCCGUUCUUUUCAAUUCAGAUCUAUAUAUCCUCCAAGAACUUGUCUGAGAGUAACUGGAGUCAGCAGCCAGCUACGAGAUCAGACAUUCAUUGCUUUGUAUUUAAAAGAAUGUAAACCUAAGUUUUUCUCUAAAGCAUCUGACUUUUCCUGUAGCUGGAUAGAAUUUUCACUUGGAGUUGAGAGGUGGUUUGCCAUUAACUUGGUAAAGACAGUAGUUUCUUUCUGUCUUGUUGGGUAGCUCAGUGCAGCUAGAAUUCAAACAAAAGAUGAAUGUAUGUGAGAAACCUAUUUAAAGCAACGUAAUGUGAUAACAGCAGUUGCAUGCAAUACACUGAUACCUUUUUUCUUUACUUUGCUUUGCACUUAGUGAAAAUUUUGUUCAGUGGUGUUGUGUGGUGUCCGAAAAGGAACUAAGAUGAGACAAUCAUAUAUAACUCUCUUUUAUAGCACAGCUUCAAAACUCUUGUUAACAUCUGUAGGAAUUUGGAGUUUAUGAAGAAUUCAGGUUUAUACCUCAGCUCUGUUUUGUAGAACCUUAUAUUCUCAGGUACCAUAUCUGAAUAAAUCUGGUAAGUUUCUCAGGUUUUUCAAGUAAAACACUCUCUAACUUAUUCUCUAUCAUGAAGCAACUGCAUAAGAGAAUGUGAAAUGCUUCAGUUAAAAAAAAAACUGUAAGGAAACUUUAACUAUGACUACCAGAAAGACACUUCCAGGUCAUUACAAGCUUAAAUAUGUGAUAUUACAGCUUAUUUUUACAUUUGUCAGAUCAGCCAUCUUCAGGAAAUGUUUAUCUUUUUAAUAUAGGUGACUUAAGUAUUAACUGACUCCUGAGUAGAACCAAGUGUAAAAAGAGGGUUACGCUCUACAGUUGCAUAUAAACGUAGCAGCUAGGGUAUUUACAAACCAAGCCCAUUCUUCUACUUCUUUUUCAGGCUGAGUUCUUUGGAAUAGCUCUAAGAAUUUGCCUAAGUAAGGAGGGCAGGUUUUAGCCUUAAAAUCAGGGAUCAAUCUUGCAAGUGAAAUCUCUGCUAACAGCAGUGGUAGUAAUUAGUUCCUAAGUGUGUAACUAUAAGUAAUGUUUUGUGUAAUAUGGUGAGAGCAGUUUAUAUAUUAUGAAUUUGUAUGUGUCUUUCCUUUAUCUUAUAAAGCCGUACUUGAUGAUAUGCAUGAUUUUUCUAUGAUAAAUGAAAUAAACUUUUAUUCAAGCA